CGCGCACGCGCCACGUCUGGGCGUGGGGGGUUCCGGAAAUGGGGCUCUGAGAAACGACAUGGAGAAGUACGAGCGGAUCCGAGUGGUGGGCAGAGGUGCCUUCGGGAUUGUACACCUAUGCCUACGCAAAGCUGACCAGAAACUGGUGAUUAUUAAGCAGAUCCCAGUGGAGCAGAUGACCAAGGAAGAGCGGCAGGCAGCCCAAAAUGAGUGUCAGGUUCUCAAGCUGCUCAACCAUCCCAAUGUCAUUGAGUACUACGAGAACUUCCUGGAGGACAAGGCCCUCAUGAUUGCCAUGGAAUAUGCACCGGGUGGCACUCUGGCUGAGUUCAUCCAGAAGCGGUGUAACUCCCUGCUGGAAGAGGAGACCAUCCUGCACUUUUUCGUUCAGAUCCUCCUCGCGCUACAUCACGUGCACACCCACCUCAUCCUGCACCGAGACCUCAAGACCCAGAAUAUCCUUCUUGACAAACACCGCAUGGUUGUCAAGAUUGGUGACUUCGGCAUCUCCAAGAUCCUUAGCAGCAAGAGCAAGGCCUACACGGUGGUGGGCACUCCUUGCUACAUCUCCCCUGAGCUCUGUGAGGGCAAGCCCUACAACCAGAAGAGUGAUAUCUGGGCCCUGGGCUGCGUCCUUUAUGAGCUGGCCAGCCUCAAGAGGGCCUUUGAGGCUGCAAACCUGCCAGCACUGGUGCUGAAGAUUAUGAGUGGCACCUUUGCACCCAUCUCUGACCGCUACAGCCCUGAGCUGCGCCAGCUUGUCCUGAGUCUGCUCAGUCUGGAGCCCUCACAGCGGCCGCCACUUAGUCACAUCAUGGCACAGCCCCUGUGCAUCCGUGCCCUCCUCAACCUCCACACUGACCUGGGCAGCGUCCGCAUGAAGAGGGCAGAGAAGACCCUAGUCACUGGGCCACCCAUGAUCCUGGGCAGCUCCGCGAGCAGGACCACCAGUGCUCGAUGCAGGGGUAUCCCCCGGGGACCUGUAAGGCCGACCAUUCCUCCACCACUGUCUUCAGUAUAUGCGUGGGGUGGGGGGCUGAACGCCCCUCUGCGACUACCAAUGCUCAACACUGAGGUGAUCCAGGUGGCCGCAGGGCGCACGCAGAAGGCUGGAGUCACGCGCUCCGGACGCCUCAUCUUGUGGGAGGCCCCACCCCUAGGUGCGGGAGGGGGCGCUCUCCCCGGGGCUGUGGAGCAGCCGCAGCCCCAGUUCUUCUCCCGUUUCCUGGAAGGCCAGUCAGGUGUGACCAUCAAGCACGUAGCCUGCGGCGACCUCUUCACGGCCUGCUUGACAGACCGAGGCAUCAUCAUGACCUUUGGCAGUGGCAGCAAUGGAUGCUUAGGUCACGGAGGCCUCAAUGACAUCAGCCAGCCCACGAUUGUGGAGGCACUACUGGGCUAUGAGAUGGUGCAGGUGUCCUGUGGGGCCUCCCAUGUGCUAGCCUUAUCCACAGAGAGGGAACUGUUUGCCUGGGGCCGUGGAGAUGGUGGACGGCUGGGACUAGGCACGAGGGAAUCCCACAGCUGCCCUCAGCAAGUGCCCAUGCCCCCCGGACAGGAAGCCCAGAGGGUUGUAUGUGGCAUUGACUCCUCCAUGGUCCUCACUGUGCCUGGCCGAGCCCUUGCCUGUGGGAGCAACAGGUUCAAUAAGUUGGGCCUGGACAACCUUUCCCUGGGAGAGGAGUCUGCCCCCCACCAACAAGUGGAGGAGGCCCUGAGCUUCACACCUCUGGGUUCUGCACCCCUAGACCUGGAACCACUCCUGAGUGUGGACCUGGGCACUGCUCACUCAGCUGCUGUGACUGCCUCUGGUGACUGUUACACUUUCGGCAGCAACCAGCAUGGGCAGUUGGGAACCAGUGCUCGCAGGGUCAGCAGGGCACCCUGUCAAGUACAAGGCCUCCAGGGCAUCAAGAUAUCCAUGGUAGCCUGUGGGGAUGCCUUCACUGUAGCCAUUGGGGCAGAGGGUGAGGUGUACUCAUGGGGCAAAGGGGCCCGAGGUCGACUAGGAAGGAGAGAUGAGGACACUGGACUCCCUCGGCCAGUGCAGCUGGAUGAGAUACACCCCUACAUGGUGACCUCUGUGUCCUGUUGCCAUGGAAACACUCUCUUGGCCAUUAGACCCAUCACAGAUGAGCCAGCUCCCCCCUGAGCCACGGAGAUACACCUCUGGAGCCCUGUGAUACUGCUUCUCCUCUGAAUGUCCCUGAAAAGUGCAGGUGCCUUAGGCUUGAACUGUCCCCACUAACCCUCUGGGUAGUAUCACCAGAGAGAUCUAAGAACCAGUGAAGCCUCUGCUCUGCCAUGGAUUUGUAAACCUCAACCCAACCUGUUCUCCCAGCACCCCUCCCCACCCCCCAUUCCUCUUGUCACUGUUCCCAGAGUCCAGCCUGGCUAGAGCUGGAAGUCAGCUUUUACCUUUGGAAUUUGAAUGGGUACCAGUGGGGCGCGGGCAGUAGUGCAGUGGGUUAAGUGCACAUGGCCCGAAGCGCAAGGACCGAAGGAAGGAUCCUGGUUCAAAGUGCCGGUUCGAACCCCGGGCUCCCCACCUGCAUGGGAGUCGCUUCACAAGCGGUGAAGCAGGUCUGUCCCCUCACUGUCUUCCCCUCCUCUCUCCAUUUCUCUGUCCUAUCCAACAACAAUGACAGCAAUGACAACAACAACAAUGAUAACAAGGGCAACAAAAGGGGAAAAAAUAGCCUCCAGGAGCAGUGGCCACCAAGCCUCAGCAAUAACCCUGGAGGCAAAAAAAAAAAAAAGGGUUCCAGAGCCUUGGCAUAUGAGGCUAGAGGUGGCUUCAGUUUCAGCCAGACCCUGACCCUUCAGCCCAGUCAGAAAACAAGUCCCUGGUGCCCACUGUGAGAGUGGCUCAGUGCUUAGGAGCAGGGCAAGCUGAAGCCUGCCUGGACUGGCCACACUGGCUGCCUAGUCUGUCUGCAUUGCCCAGGGCAGGGAGAUCUGAAGGAGCUGUCAUCCGCCCCCCUCCUAUAUCCUGAGGCUGGGAUUUGCACAACUUCUGACUCUGUGGCCUCCUUUCCCCUGAGGAAGUCCAUUAGCUAGUCUGCUUUGCCUCUACUGCAGAGGGGGUCCCAGCUUGCCCCUCACCCCAAGCCGCCAUUCUCUCAAAGUAGGUAGAAGAGUGUGGCUGGCUGGACCAGACCAGUUUCCCAGAUGACUGGAGAAGUCGUGCCAAUAAAAACAUCAGCUGCCUGC
Messenger RNA from Erinaceus europaeus (western European hedgehog), 3213 nucleotides. RefSeq names its product NIMA related kinase 8 (gene NEK8). Gene Ontology annotation, molecular function: protein kinase activity; ATP binding. The coding region runs from base 59 to 2152 and encodes 697 amino acids. The transcript has 15 exons. Gene Ontology annotation, biological process: protein phosphorylation. The record is from RefSeq and is a predicted model, not a curated record. Lineage: Eukaryota; Metazoa; Chordata; Mammalia; Eulipotyphla; Erinaceidae.